Molecule: messenger RNA, 3284 nt
Organism: Aphidius gifuensis
Lineage: Eukaryota; Metazoa; Arthropoda; Insecta; Hymenoptera; Braconidae
Gene: Mps1
Product: dual specificity protein kinase TTK
Exons: 3
Coding region: 390-3008 (872 amino acids)
Biological process (GO): protein localization to kinetochore; chromosome segregation; peptidyl-serine phosphorylation
Cellular component (GO): kinetochore; spindle; nucleus
Molecular function (GO): protein serine/threonine/tyrosine kinase activity; ATP binding; protein serine/threonine kinase activity
Source: RefSeq, a predicted model, not a curated record
UUCAAAUUCUAAAGACCGGUACACAAAACACAAUGGUUAUAAAUAAUACACAAUGUACAAUGUGUUGUUGAUACAAAAUUGUAUAAAAUGAUACAAAAUUAAGUAAGUCCUAAUAUUUAUAUUUAAAUACAAAAGUUAAUACUACCUGUACUAUAUUAUUGACUAAGAUAAACAUUAAUUAAUAUUUAAUUUUUUAAGUGUAUAAAAUCGGCUGAUAAAUAAUUGAUAUUUGUGUUUGAUAGAUCAAUGUGACAGCUGUUCUUAAAAUCAUUUUUGUUCAAUUGAUCAACAAAUUAUUGUUAUUUAUUUUUUUAUUAUUAUAUUAUCUAAAUUAACUUAGUAUUAUCUAUUUUUUAAAUUCAAUUUAAAGUGAUUUUUUAAAUAAUAAAAUGAACAAAGAAGUGACAAAUGAAUCUUUCAAUGAUCAUCAAAGCAUCACUGAUAAUAGUAGUAGUGUUAAUGAUGCAUCAAUAUCAAAAUAUAGACCACUCAGAAUAACUGAAAUUCAAGCAUCCGACAGUGAAGAUGAAGAUAGUGAUUCAAAGGAAAACUACACUGAAGAUGAUGAAGAAAAAGAAGAUAUUCAAGCUCAGCCAACAGACAAAUUAAAAUUGACUGAAAAACAGUUGGUGACACAAACAGUAUCUACCAAAUCAUCAUCAUUAUCAUCAUCAUCAUCAUUGUCAUCCCCAUCAUCAACAAAUUCAUCAUCAAGUUGGCAAAAUUAUUCAAAAGAUAAACAAUCUCAAAUAGCUAUUGAUAAAAAAUCACCAAUAAAUUUAACAAACACAAAAUUUACAACAGAUUUUGUUAAAAUGGAUAUUGAUGAAUUACCAAUGGAUUUUGUACAUAGCUGUAAAACAUCUGCUGAUCAAAUAAAUUUAAAAUCAGAUCAACAAAUACCUAAACAGUCAUCAUCACAUUGUGAAAAUAAAAAUAGACGUUCAAAUGUUAAACUUGAGGUACCAGAUGCUGUGCAUACAUCUCAAGAUAAACAAAUUCAUGGAAAACCUAUUUAUAAAGUUGAUAAUUCACUGUUAAAUAAAAUUGAUCAAUCAGCAUCUAGUGUACAGUAUAAUAAUGAUAAUCAUCAAAUAGCAAAUUCAACACAAAUUAAUUCUGAAACACCAAUGAAACAUCAGCCUCCAGUUGGUAGUAUGAGGCCAAUGCCAUCACAUUCACACAGAAGUAUAUUUCAAACACCACAAGGUAAAAUGCAAUCUGAUCAUCAUGUUUCUCAGACACCAUCAACAAUAUUAUCAAUGUGGUCACAUAAUCCAUUUUUAAGAACACCACUUCAAACUCGUGGUUCAGAUACUGCUACUGGACAAACUCCUAGUGUAUCAAGUGUUCAUAAAACUCAACCAUCUUGGUAUAGAAAUAAUGAUGGACAAGGUGUAAGAAGACCAUUGGUUGAAACAGUUCCAUCAGAUCAUCGUAUUGCCAAUGACAAUAGCCACUCUCAUUCAAAAGUUAAAAAAGAAUAUAUUGAAAAAACUGAACCACCUAGUCGUCGUGUUCUUGAUUUAGUACAUGAAAUUCCUCAACAAAUAUCAACUCAAGAAAAUCCACGACAAAUGGAUAUAAAACAAGAAAAUAAUCAUCAAAAAUUAACACCACCAAAUCAUCAACAACAACAACAACAGCAACAUCAUCAUCAUCAUCAACAACAACACCACCACCACCACCACCAUCAACAACAACAACAAAAAAUAAAUCCAGAAUCAAAAGAAAAUGAGCAUCCUCCAUCAAACACACUUGAUACAAUUAAAAAACAACAAACAAAUUAUCAAGUUGAUAAUUCAGUAUUAAAUCCAAGUAUUAUACAAAACAAUAUAUCAAUAGUACCACCAGUACCAGCACCACCAGCAGCACCAGUAGUAGCAGCAGCAGCAGCAGCAGUAGUAGUACCUCAAAAAUUACAUGAUAAUAAUUAUCAAAAUCAACAAAAAAAUCAAUCAAAACCAACAAUUCAAGCAUCAGUAUCAACAAAUAAACCAAAAACACUUGGUGAUUAUAUUACAGUAAGAGGAAAAAAAUAUUUAAUUCUUGGUUAUCUUGGUAAAGGUAUGUCUGGUGCUGUUUAUCGUGUACAAGAUAUUGAAACAUCUGAAUUACGAGCAAUUAAAAUUGUUGAUUUAAAAAAAAUGGAUAAAGAAAGUGCUAAAAGUUCAAUUGAAGAAGUUGAGUUACUUGAAAAAUUACAAGCACCAUGUGUUAUUAAAAUGUAUAAUUGUGAAAAACGUGAUGGUGUUAUAUAUACUGUUAUGGAAAUGGGUGAUACAGAUUUAUCACGUUUUUUACGUGAAGUUACUGCUGAAAAACGUUUACCAUUAACAAUGAUACUUUAUUAUUGGACUGAAAUGUUAACAGCUGUUAAACAUAUACAUGAUAAUGGUGUUAUACAUUCAGAUUUAAAACCAGCUAAUUUUCUAUUAGUACGUGGUAGAUUGAAGCUCAUUGAUUUCGGUAUAUCAUCAACAUUAAAUGGUGAUAUGACAUCUGUUAUUAAAAGUUCAACUGUUGGUACACUUAAUUAUAUUAGUCCAGAAGCACUAGUUGAUAUUAAUGAAAAUCCAGAUAACAAUGAUGCAUCACCAAAUCAUAAAGUUAAAUAUAAAAUUAAUUUUCAAUCAGAUGUAUGGUCACUUGGUUGUAUAUUGUACAGUAUGAUAUAUGGAAGAACACCAUAUAGCCAUAUUAAUAUACAAUGGAAAAAAAUACAUGCUAUUGCUAAUGAAUCUAAUAAUAUAUCAUUUAAAUUAUCACCAAAUUCACCAGCAGUACCACCAGUUCUUCUUGAUGUUAUGAAAAAAUGUUUACAAAAAAAUCCAAAAGCAAGACCAUCUGUUGAAGAAUUACUUCAAAUUGAGUAUACAUCAUUUGAUAAAACAUUUGCAAGUUCACCAGCUGUUCCACCAAAUAUUCCACCAAAUAUUUUACGUAAAAUAAGAGGAGCACUUGGUGAUGACGAGUGGCGUGAUUUUGUUCAAUGCAUGGUUAAGUAAAUGAAAAUCAACUAUAAACCAUUUCAUCAUUUUCAAAAACCAGUGUACAUACCUUGUUAAAUAAUAUCAAUUUUUAAAUCAGGAUAAUUUUUUUUCAUCACUAUUGUAUAGAUAAAAAAAAAAAAGGAAAAACGAAGGAAAAUCAUAUAUAUUUUAAUUAUUUUUACUUGAAAAAACAUUUGCCUAUAAUGGUGUCUUCUUUUUUUUUUUUUUUUUACUACGAGAAAAAAAAAAUAAUUAUGUAUUUAAUAAAAAUAUAAACAACUUAUUAUUAAA